Molecule: messenger RNA, 948 nt
Organism: Suillus paluster
Lineage: Eukaryota; Fungi; Basidiomycota; Agaricomycetes; Boletales; Suillaceae
Exons: 4
Coding region: 240-665 (141 amino acids)
Source: RefSeq, a predicted model, not a curated record
ACGAUGAUAUACCCCAGCAGUUUUCGUACUUAUUUAAGCAGACGUGUCAUGAGCGCUGAGCCCCGGAUCCCGGUCGGUUUGUUCCCAGGUGGCUGAGCGCCGCAGGCCGAAUCUUUUUUGUCAAAUGUGUCUUAUGGCUAUUCCGUUCAGGAUAUAUCGCAUGUCCUUGAUAUGCUGACUCUUCCCUAUGUGCCGCUUCCUGCUCUAGCUCCUCCCUUGGUCAUUUAAGUCAAGAUUGAAUGACGAACCUCUUCGUCCAUGUGGCUCCACUCGCAAGAUUCGGACCAUAUCCAAGCCAUCUCAGUAUGUGCGCGUCCGUCCAUUUCAGCGUCCCAAUGGGGUUCUCCCACUGCUUCCAGGUGAGUUCUGCUCAUUCAAGGGAGGGUAUCGCUCAGCUAUUAGCAACAGAAGGGUUCUUUGUCGUGGCGCCGAAUCUCCUUGGGCAUGCAUGGAGACGGGGCACCGACUAUCGCGUGUCCGCCCUUGCAGAGGAUCUCCAGCGGUAUAUGGACACGUCCUAUGACGUGAUUAUUGAUCACUCCCUUGGAGGUCCAGUGGCCUUGUCGCUCUUGUCAUUCUUGCCCCAAACGAAAGAAACCACCGUCAUGAUCCUCGAUCCCGUCCUCAAACUUACAGAGAAGAAAAUCAAAAUGCAUAAAACUUGAUUUCUGAAGGAGGUUGCGAAUGUCAGACCCGCCGAGAAGCAUAUAGCUGGGAAUCCGGCUUGGUCACGACGUGAUUGCGUGUUAAGAGUGCAGGAAAUCUCCAUGUGCGAUUACACUGUUGUCUAGGAGAUAUUUCAGCAAAACAAGCCAUGGUCUUUCAGUGGGCUGUUCAAGAACAUCCCCCUUAACGUGAAGAUCACCGUACUGGCAUCAGACCCGGUGUUCGGUGCUGCUCGUCUUUUGGAGCACGCCCCUUGUGACGUGGAGAGAUUGAAUGCUAGAG